This is a messenger RNA of Coffea eugenioides, 4182 nucleotides long. RefSeq names its product ribosome biogenesis protein BMS1 homolog. NCBI's taxonomy places the organism in Eukaryota, Viridiplantae, Streptophyta, Magnoliopsida, Gentianales, Rubiaceae. The transcript is spliced from 18 exons. Gene Ontology annotation, biological process: ribosome biogenesis; endonucleolytic cleavage of tricistronic rRNA transcript (SSU-rRNA, 5.8S rRNA, LSU-rRNA); maturation of SSU-rRNA from tricistronic rRNA transcript (SSU-rRNA, 5.8S rRNA, LSU-rRNA). The coding region runs from base 100 to 3783 and encodes 1227 amino acids. Gene Ontology annotation, cellular component: nucleus; 90S preribosome. The record is from RefSeq and is a predicted model, not a curated record. Gene Ontology annotation, molecular function: U3 snoRNA binding; GTP binding; GTPase activity.
CUCUCCAAUCCGGGGAAGAAUCCCAAAGAGAAACCCUAGAAUUUCCCUGAACAUCUUUCUAAUUUCCACUCAAUAUUAUUCUGCUAGUAAACCCUAACCAUGGCCAUUGAUGGUGGAAAUCAAUCCCAAUCCCAUAAGUCUCACCGCUCUCGCCAGGCUGGUCCCUCCGCCAAAAAGAAGUCCAAAUCCAAUAAGAAGUCAAACAACCGGGACGCCGCCGCCGCCGCCGCUGCCAAUACAGACGAUAAUAAGCAAAAUCAACGCCAACAUAAUCCCAAGGCAUUUGCUUUUAAUUCAACUGUGAAAGCUAAGCGGCUGCAAGCGAGGGCGACGGAGAAGGAGCAGAAACGGCUUCACGUGCCGACUGUUGACCGGUCCACUGGAGAGCCAGCUCCCUUUGUCAUUGUUGUGCAGGGACCCCCUAAGGUGGGAAAGUCACUGGUGAUAAAAUCGCUUGUAAAGCAUUAUACCAAGCAUAAUUUGCCUGACGUUAGAGGGCCCAUUACAAUUGUCUCAGGUAAGCAAAGGCGACUGCAAUUUGUGGAAUGUCCUAAUGAUAUUAAUGGCAUGAUUGAUGCUGCAAAGAUUGCUGAUCUGGCAUUGCUUCUCAUUGAUGGAAGCUAUGGUUUCGAAAUGGAAACCUUUGAAUUCCUUAAUAUAUUGCAAAAUCAUGGGUUCCCUAAAGUUAUGGGUGUUCUCACGCACUUGGACAAGUUCAAGGAUGUAAAGAAACUUAAAAAGACAAAGCAACGGCUCAAGCAUCGGUUCUGGACAGAGAUAUAUGAUGGAGCUAAGCUAUUCUAUUUAUCUGGUCUUAUUCAUGGAAAGUACUCCAAGCGUGAGAUUCACAAUCUUGCACGGUUUAUUUCUGUUAUGAAGUUUCCACCAUUGUCUUGGCGACUUUCUCAUCCAUACAUCUUGGUAGAUCGAUUUGAAGAUGUUACUGCUCCAGAAAAAGUGCACAUGGAUAAUAAGUGCGACAGAAAUGUCACACUAUAUGGUUAUCUACGAGGAUGUAAUUUGAAAAAGGGAACCAAGGUACAUAUUGCUGGUGUGGGUGAUUGCAACUUGGCCGGUAUUACGGCCUUAGCUGAUCCUUGCCCCCUACCAUCAGCAGCUAAGAAGAAGGGACUGCGUGACAAGGAGAAGUUGUUUUAUGCUCCUAUGUCUGGCCUGGGAGAUCUCCUUUAUGAUAAGGAUGCUGUCUACAUAAAUAUAAAUGAUCACUUGGUGCAGUUUUCUAAGGAUGAUAAUGCAGAUGAUGGAGUAGGCCGAAAAGGAAUGGACCGCGAUGUUGGUGAAGUUUUGGUGAAAUCACUUCAGAAUACUAAAUAUUCAAUUGAUGAGAAGCUAGAAAAGAGUUUUAUCUCACUUUUUGGGAAGAAACCUAACAGUGUAUCAGAUAAACAAAGUGAUGUAAGAGAUAUUCAUGGCUCCAUGGAGAAUAAUGGGAAUAUGGAACUCAUGGAGCAGGAUCAGUCUGCAGCAGAAGCUAUGGAUAAUGCCUCUGAUGAAGACAAUGAUGCUGAUGACAAUGACAUUUCAGAUUUUUCAGAUGAUGAGAAAACUCUUCAAAUGGAUUUGACAACAAAAAUGCCAGAGGAUAGUUCUGGGGAAGAAGAUAAUCUUGCAUCAGACAAGCAGCCCUCUUCCAGAGAUAAUUAUACUGAACAGAUUGAUUUUCACGAAGGAAGGAUGAGGAGAAAAGCUGUUUUUGGAGAUGUUAGUGACGCUGAUGAUCCAAAGGAUUCUGAUGAUGAUGAUGAUGGUCGAGAUGGAAGUGCAUCAUCUUAUUCAGAGUCCUCGGAGGAUGACGCUAGUGAUCCUACUAGAGCCAAUCUUGAGAUGGGAAAUGCUUCUAAAUGGAAAGAAUCCUUGGUGGAGAGGACUGCUUCGAGACAGAAUGUUAAUCUCAUGCAACUUGUGUAUGGGAAAGCUGAUAAGACUUCAACUGCUUCAGUAAAUAGCACUGUAGAUGAAGAAAGUGAUGAUGAAUUCUUCAAGCCAAAGGGGGAGGGAAAGAAGAAAUCACAAGAAGGAUCAGAUGUUGAUAAUCUAAAUGCUGAAGAUUGCUCCAAGUUCACAAUAUCGAGUGGGAGGAACUGGAAGGAUGAAGAAGUGAUAGUAAACAUUCGUGACCGUUUUGUUACAGGAGAUUGGUCAAAGGGAGCUCGUAGAGGUCAAGUCUCAGAAGCUAUCGACGAUGAUGAGGAUGGUGAUGUCUUUGGUGAAUUUGAGGACUUGGAAACAGGUCAAAAGUAUGAGAAUGGUCAAGGAGCUGACAUCACUGAACGUGAUAUAAACAAGAAGAAUGAGGAUUUAGCAAAUGAGGAGCGGAGGCUCAAAAAGUUGGCACUUCGUGCAAAGUUUGAUGCUGAAUAUAAUGGAUCUGAUUCUCUUGAUGAAGAGAAUGAUGAUACGAAGGGCUCCAAGUUGAGUCAUAAUCAAGCUAAUGGCUCUGGUUUCUUCGAUAAGUUGAAGGAAGAGAUUGAACUUCGGAAACAGCUAAACAUGGCUGAGCUCAAUGAACUUGAUGAUGACACCCGGGUGGAGAUCGAAGGUUAUAGAACUGGGACUUAUCUCAGGCUGGAAGUUCAUGAUGUGCCCUGUGAAAUGGUUGAAUAUUUUGAUCCUACGCAUCCUAUUAUUGUUGGAGGACUUGGACAUGGGGAGGACAGUGUUGGAUACAUGCAGGUUCGCUUAAAGCGCCAUAGAUGGCACAAGAAAGUGUUGAAGACUAGAGACCCCAUAAUUGUCUCCAUUGGAUGGCGACGUUACCAAACUACACCAGUAUAUGUCAUCGAGGACAGUAAUGGUCGCUAUCGUAUGCUGAAGUACACUCCAGAGCACAUGCACUGCAUUGCCAUGUUUUGGGGCCCUCUUGCACCACCACAUACUGGUGUGGUAGCUGUCCAGAACUUAUCAAACAAUCAGGCAUCAUUUAGGAUUACGGCCACUGCUACUGUUCUAGAAUUCAACCAUGCUUCACGAAUAGUGAAGAAAAUUAAGCUUGUUGGUCACCCGUGUAAAAUUUUCAAGAAGACCGCACUUAUCAAGGACAUGUUUACUUCGGAUCUUGAAAUUGCCAGGUUUGAAGGUGCUGCUGUCCAAACCGUGAGUGGAAUUCGCGGUCAGGUUAAGAAGGCUGCAAAAGAGGAGAUUGGCAACCAACCCAAAAAGAUGGGUGGAUUUGCCAAAGAAGGGAUUGCACGGUGCACAUUUGAAGAUAGAAUUCUCAUGAGUGACAUAGUUUUCUUGCGUGCUUGGACUCAAGUGGAGGUUCCUUGCUUUUACAACCCCCUGACUACAGCCCUGCAGCCACGAAAUCAGACAUGGCAAGGAAUGAAAACGGUUGCCGAGUUAAGAACAGAACUAAAUAUUCCAGUUCCUGUAAACAAGGAUUCCUUAUACAAGCCAAUUGAAAGGAAACAGCGAAAAUUCAAUCCAUUAGUUAUCCCAAAGUCACUACAGGCUGCUCUACCCUUUGCGUCGAAGCCAAAGGACAUUCCUGCUCGAAGACGGUUACUUCUCGAAAAUCGUAGAGCUGUUGUCAUGGAGCCUCAUGAGCGCAAAGUGCAUGCUCUUGUUCAACACCUUCAGCUUAUUAGGAAUGAGAAGAUGAAAAAGCGAAAACUUAAGGAAGAGGAAAAGAAAAAAGCACAUGAAGCUGAGAAGGCAAAAGAAGAGCAGCUGUCAAAAAAGCGCACGAGAGAAGAGCGGAGGGACAGAUACCGGGUACAAGAUAAAUUAAACAAGAAAAUCCGGAGAAACUCAGGAUCAUGAUUCUGCGUUGCCAGUUCACUGUGAGUUUCAAGUGAGUGAGUUUCACUGAGACCGUCAUCUGUGGGAGUUUUGCAGUGUCUUGAGGGCGAAGAGGUUUAGCUCGUGAGUUCACCCGUGAGUGUAAAAUCCUUGUUAUCAGCCAUAGGCUUGGAGACUAAAUGGAAUAUUGGUUGGCCAUGGAUUUCUCGAGAUUGUAGGAUAGCUGUUAGUGUAUUGAAGAUUUUUGAGAUAUAACAGUCAAUAGCGAUGAUCAAUUUUGUAACUUUUUCUUCCCUAAGAUGGGAUUAGAUACGCUUGUAUGUUGUUGGUAGAAACAAGAUUCAUUAUUAAAGCACCUACUAUAUAUAUCGAGCUUAACCCCUGAAACUGUUGUUCUAUAUUUUGCCUUUUUUGGUCCAC